This is a messenger RNA of Amphibalanus amphitrite, 1882 nucleotides long. RefSeq lists its product as uncharacterized. The coding region runs from base 147 to 1199 and encodes 350 amino acids. NCBI's taxonomy places the organism in Eukaryota, Metazoa, Arthropoda, Thecostraca, Balanomorpha, Balanidae. The record is from RefSeq and is a predicted model, not a curated record. The transcript has 3 exons.
GUGUUGCGCAAGGUGUUGCGUGUUGCGAGUUGGUGUGAGGCGGUGUUUGAGAGAAUUGCCACUUGUCUAUGUUAUUGCAGAAUAAGCUUAGCUCGGUCAUAAGUGCUUUUUAGUUCAAAAAUCGUUGUUUACAUUAGGGCCUCACUAUGCCCGAGUACCACUACGACCAGCUGGGAACGGUGGCCGAGCUGUACCCGCUGCACAAGGCAGUGCUGACGUUCCAGCUGAACGGACGCGGCCCCGAGCAGCGCGCCCUCCUCUGGGGACGCCGGUUCGUCUGCCCCAACGGCCUGCCGCUGGCCGAAGACGAGUCCAUUGAUGGCGUGCUCUGCAUCAACGACCAGGUGCUCUUUGACUGUCAUAUAUACGACAACGAAAACAACCAGGACCGGUGUGGCUGGUACGUGGCGCGCGCCGAGUCGGCGCGCCGGCCCGAGCAGCUGAGCUCGGUGGUCUCCAACGCCAUGGGCACGGUGGUGGAGGUGGGCCCGCGGCGGGCGUUCGUCGAGUUCCGCCAGCCGGGCCGCGUCGAGUUGCAGCGCGCCGUGUUCGUGGCGGCGCGCUUCUUUGACCACGGCGGCCGGCUGCCGGCCGGCACCAGCCUGCGCAGCUGCGUGUACGAGGACCAGAAGCUGCACCUGGACGCGCAGCACCGGCCCGGCCAGCUGCAGGGCGCCUCCUGGUACGCGUGGCUGGCGUGGCGCGGCCAGCGGCCCGAGGUGGAGCUGGACCGCGAGCCGCCGGCCGAGGUGCUGGCCGGAGAGGAGGAGCCGCCCACCCAGCGGCCCACCGCCACGCUGGCCGACAACCUGCUGCCGGCGCUCAGCUCGGCCGAGAGCCGCGCGCAGGCGCAGCGCCGACACCAGGUCGGUCCGCCGCGCCGGCCUCCUCCCCCUCCCCCCACCCCUAGUCAGGACAGGCGUGUGUGUCUCUCACUAUCAGUCUCUCUCCAGGACAAGUGGGGAUACGUGUGUGUCUCACCCCCCCCCCUCCCCCGGUUCCCCCCCCCCCCCCCAGGACAAGUGGGGGUACGUGUCGUCGCUGCUGGAUGCCGAGUACGGAGUGCUGCUCUGGCAGGUGGCGCCGCGACAGUACCAGAGCGUGCUCUUCCACCGCAGCGCCGCACACCUCUUCGACCUCAACCUGAAAAACUACGACCUCAGAACCGUCUUCAAAAAGGGAGACCAUCUCCGCUUUGAGGCCGAGAAGGCGGAGCCUUCGGAGCCUUACAAGUGGAAAGCGUACAGUGUUUGGCUGGAGGAGGCGUAAGUGCGACCGCGGGGACAUCUGUCGGCGAGCGGGUAAAGUGGUGGUUCCGUACCGGGGCUGUGGCGGUGCUGAGGUAGCGUGUUUCUCAUCAGUUGGGCUCCGAAGUGCCGUUCGUGCUGUAAGGAUAUUGACCUGGCUGUGCUGUGGUGAGGGCGACGUACGUCAGUCAGCGUCGCCUUUAUCACAUAUUCUAGAGACCACGUAUGUAGUUAGGGCUGAUCCCGAUAGGUGACCCCCUACAAAGUUCGCGGGAAACUGCCUAUGUAGUUAGUUCAGUCCGUUCUUCGUCUCGUGCACCGCCUGGAUGUUGUGCUCCGUUGGGUCGUUUUAUUGCUGUGAGCUGGAGCGGAGCUGCUCCUCUAAACGUACAGCGGGACACGAUUGAUUUAUCCGCUACUUAGCUUUCCAAGAAGGGCAUUGCAGAUGUUUUCUUUCCCACUUCGUACCCCAGAUAUGGUUAGAUGUAUAAGCCGGCUGAAGACAGCUGAAAGGGUCCACUUCAUUGCAUAUCGCUCUCUCAGUCUCACUAUGCUUCCUUUGCCUUAUCGAUCAUAUCAUUGAAAUGAUUUUUGUCGCAGGUGUGAAAUAUAGCCAAGCUGCAACAUUGUUAUUA